Pleuronectes platessa (European plaice) is the source of this 2094-nucleotide messenger RNA. RefSeq names its product chloride intracellular channel 3 (gene clic3). The transcript has 7 exons. Bases 564 to 1283 code for a protein of 239 amino acids. The record is from RefSeq and is a predicted model, not a curated record. Lineage: Eukaryota; Metazoa; Chordata; Actinopteri; Pleuronectiformes; Pleuronectidae.
UUGCAAGUUGGGUGUUUGUCAACAUUUGAGUCUUGAUGAUAAAAAUGUUUAGAGGACUAAUAUUUAGUUAUUUAUAACUCUCUGAGUUAUUGGGUCAGGCCAUUGAGUUUUAUUUUGUGAACAUUAGGUUUUUCUAGUUACACAAAGGGGCUGAAAGUGGCUGAACGAAGGCAGAUUAAGAUCAAAGGGGACGGACUGAGACAGUAAGAUAUAGAGAGCGACACUUUUAUCUUAUAGAAUUUGCUGGAACGCUGAGAGGUGGAAAGAAGAGAUCCAGAUUUGCUGGUUGGACUGGAAAGGCCGGAGGGGGCGUCGGCUGCCUCGCAAAGCUCGACAGGUGUGGUGAGAGACAAACAAAGAGCAGACAGACUCAGCGGAGAGAAGAGGCUUGACUGCUGUGUCUGAAGAGGGAGAGGUGAAGCAGUGGUAUUGAAAAUACGCACUACAGGUGGAGUGACGACAAAACCAGAGUGACCACCACUCCUGUUGUCAGAAACAAAUCCGGGAGAGGAGAGGUGGACGUUACCAGGCAGAGAGAAAAAGACAGAAUCAGAGAAAGAAAAAUGGCAGAGGCCCCGAAGAUUGAACUCUUCGUUAAGGCCAGUGUGGACGCGGAGAGUGUGGGCAACUGCCCUUUCUGUCAGAGACUCUUCAUGAUUCUUUGGUUGAAAGGGGUGAAAUUCACCAUCACCACUGUGGACAUGAAGAGGACACCUGAGGCGCUGAAGGCUCUGGCUCCAGGCUCUCAGCCUCCGUUCCUCAUCUGCGACGGCGAGGUCAAAACGGACAACAACAAGAUUGAGGAGUUCCUGGAGGAGACGUUGGCCCCACCAGAGUAUCCAAAAUUGUGCUGUCGAUACAAGGAGUCCAACGGCGCUGGAGAGGACAUCUUCCUAAAAUUCUCAGCAUAUAUAAAGAAUCCCGAUCCUGGAAAAAAUGAUGCCCUAGAAAAUAAAUUUCUAGCGACUCUGGUGAAGCUGAACAUGAACCUGGAGACUCCUCUUCCUCAUGAGCUGCAACAGAACCCCAAUGCCAACGAGUCGACCCGUCUCUACCUGGAUGGCGACUCCCUCACCUUGGCGGACUGUAACCUGCUUCCCAAAAUCCACAUUGUGAAGGUGGUGUGUAAGAAGUACCGUGAUUUUGCCAUCCCCAAGGCGCUGAAAGGUCUGACGCGUUACCUGGAAAAUGCCUACAAACAGGAUGUGUUUCGCUACACCUGCCCAAAUGACUCAGAGAUCCUCUUCGCCUACAAGUCUGUGGCCAAGUACCUGAACAAAUAGAUCGAGAGGGGGCCAUGUAGCAUAAGAGAGAGAGCAGAGAGUUGAAUGAAAACCAACGACAGAGAAAAGGUGACAAAAAGCCUCAAAACUGCACAUGAUUUAUGUGUUUUGUCAAAAUAAUGGAAAAGAUAAUUUUUUGGGCAUUGACAUGUUCAAUAAUUAGCUGCUGUUGUUACUCUAAAGUUGCCUUAAAUUUGUAUUUGUAGAUAUUGUCUGUUCUGUUGCCCCUGUAGAGUGAGAAAGCACUGUAAAUCCCACCAAAUGUUUGUUAUGUCUUAUAGUGCAUGCAUCUAUUAUGUCUAAGAAUUUAUUCAAUGCCGAUGGCAUCAUAAUCAUACACACUUUAUGUGAGAAAUAUAAAAUGUAUGUAGCUUUUAAAUAUUCAUUACGUUUAGAUCAACUGAAUAAACCAGAUACAGGGUCUAACGUUUUUUAAACUGUCACCAUGACAUGUGUGCGUUUCCAUUUUGUCUGUAAUUGAAAGAGAAUAAGAGUAUAUACCAAAAACAAUGAUGGAAAUAAUGAUAGAAUAAUUGAGUACCGUCCGAUUGUAAGGUUAUAUUUGCAUGGUGGAAUAAAAUAAAAAAGAAAGUACGAACAUCUUAUCGUUGUUUUCAUAAUAUCUGAAACUUUCUGCUUGUUGCAAGAAAAGGAGCGACACUGUGUAUUUUAGUGAUUGCAAAUGUGUAUAUACUAUAUCUCUGCACCUAUAUGUGAACGUCUGUCAUUUUACCCACCUGUCUUGAUUUGUUUGUAAUGUUUCAAUCUCUGUCCCCAUAAACUGAAAUAAAAUUAUUUGGUGCAAAACAAA